Molecule: messenger RNA, 495 nt
Organism: Moneuplotes crassus
Lineage: Eukaryota; Ciliophora; Spirotrichea; Euplotida; Euplotidae
Source: the annotation of a GenBank genome assembly
GGUAAGAUAAGUGAUAAAUAAUAUGUCAUUAGAAGACGCUUUUGAUAAAUAUGAGCUUGAAGAGUUCAGAGAUGCCUUCAAUAGUUUUGAUAAGGAUAGCAGUGGGGUUAUUUCUACUUUAGACCUUAAAUCUGUUAUGAGGCAUAUUGGAGAAAACCCAGUUGAUGCUUUGGUUGAUGAUUUAGUCAAUCAGAUAGGGGCAGGAGAUAAAGAAACUUUGACUUUUUUAGAUUUUUUAGCUAUAAUGGCUAAGAAGAUGGGUAAAGGUGAAACUACUACUGAAACAGAAGAUGAACUGAUCGAGAUCUUUUCAUUUACUGAUUCUAAUGGAGACUGAUUAAUCUCAAUUGAUGAGCUUAGAGAAAUAAUUCAUGAGCGUAGAAAGAAAGUUAGUGAUGAAGAACUAAAUGAACUACUCAAGAAAUUUGACUCUGGCAAAGAUGACCAUGUUGAUUUUGAAAUGUUCUACAACAUCAUGAUGGAAACAGCAUAAUA